UUCACCCAACUUCCUGUGGAAGCACAUGUGGUUCUAAAUGUCUACUUCUCUUUUUUUGUCGUUUUUAGACACGAAAAGUGUAGUUUUGAAAGUUAGGAUUCUUUUUGUGGACGCUAAAAAGGCAGCAUAGUUGAUCUGUCAUGAGUUUUGUGGAAUACCACGAGGAAAUCCGCGAAGGCGACGUGGCCAUCGUGUACCUUUCCCACGAGUCCAUGAUGGCGGUACAGGUGCGUCACGGCGCCCAGACACAGACGCGCUACGGCGCCAUCCGCCACUCAGCAGACCUGAUCGGGAAACGCUACGGUACCAAGGUGACGUGCAGCAAAGGGGGGUGGGUGCACGUGCUGCACCCCACGCCCGAGCUGUGGACCAUGGCGCUGCCGCACCGCACGCAGAUUCUCUAUUCCACCGACAUUGCCACUGUCACGCUCAUGCUGGAGCUCAAACCGGGAUCCGUCGUCUGCGAGUCAGGAACAGGCAGCGGGUCGCUGUCGCAUGCCAUCUUACGCACCAUUGCGCCCACGGGCCACCUUUACACAGUGGACUUCCACCAACCGCGCGCCGAAACGGUCCAAAAGGAGUUUAAUGAGCAUCGUGUGGACCACCUGGUCACCGUCGCCAACAAGGACGUGUGCAAGGACGGUUUUGGAGUGACGGGCGUGGCUGACGCCGUUUUCCUGGACAUCCCCAGCCCUUGGGACGCUGUGCCGCACGCCAAGACCGCCCUCAAAUCCAGCGGAGGUCGCGUCGGGUCCUUCUCGCCAUGUGUGGAGCAAGUGCAGCGGACGUGCGAAGCUCUGACUCGCCACGGGUUCGAGGAGCUUAACACUUUGGAGGUGGUGCUGAGGGUUCACGACGUUCGUACCGUCUCGCUACCGCUGCCCGACUUCGGACCUGACGUGUCCAACCCCGAGGCUCCGCCCCCUUCGGCCUCCCAUCAGGCCGCUGCCACGUUGAAGACCACCACGCUGCCCCGCGAAAUGCCAGCUCACACCGGGUACCUCACUUUUGCAACCAAACCCAGAUCAUAAUCAAAUUUUAUUACUCGUGACAUUAUUUUUUGUUGUUGUUGUAUUUUGUUGCUUGAUGAAGCAAAUGUUACUAGUCACAUUUUUGUUAUUUUUAUACAUCAAAGCAAAAACAAGCAUGGGCAAUUUUUCAUAAAUUAAAAAAAUAAUAGUCUGCAAGCCAUCACGUGACGUUCACGAUUUGGUCAUAGUCGAACCUGAUGUCUGUGCUUUUGUAAAAUUGCUAACUAACAUCCAGUAUGUAUUUUAGCUAAACAUCCGAAAGGAUGCCAUUACUUCGUUUUUGUUCAAACUGUUUAAACUAAUGUAGUUUUUGAUGAACACAGGAGAAUUUUUUAAAUUCACAUGAAUCACUUGAUUUCAAACUGAAGAUUCUGUUAACGUUAAAAACUUUAUCAGUCAUCAAACCUGACGUACAUUUUUGUAUUUGUCAAAAGCAUUUUAAUUGUCAAGGCGAGAUUUUGUUGUCAGUGAACCUGUUAACGUAUAUUUAUAAUGAUCCUGUUGCGUUUUUUCUCUGAUGAUUUAAUUUUUGUUAACGUGGAAAAAUCUGGAUAUUUUUACCCUACUUUACUGGCAGCUAGUGAGUAAAUUUAUGAUAUGAUUUUAAAGCCGUAAGAACAGCCAGAAGGUUGUUGAUGUGUUUCCUUAGUUUCAGUGUUGUAAGUGCUAAUAUGGCAGUUACUGUAUGCUCAUUGUUAAAGCAACUCAGGUUCGUCUAUUGCCCUCGAUGGUACCAUAAUCAUCACAACAACUAAGCGUUUACGAGUGACUGCCGUCGUUCCCCAAAAAAGGAAGGCAAACACCACUAACGGCCCAUCAGUAGGAAGCACAAAGCGACCGCGCCGGUCAAGGCGGCUGUCUUAGCGCAACCUUUUUGCGACCGGGACGCUACGAGAGACUUCGAGACUAAUCCUCGGCUUACUCACUACUGCAGGUUAAAUAAAGAAUGUGUGCCGUGUUUGGAAAGCAGACACAAACGUGCAACUCUGAAUGUUUUUUUAUUUUAUUUUUAUUUUGGGAACGAGACGAUGUGAGUAAGUGGAAAAGGAAAACUCAUAGUGGGAAGGGGCUACUUCCUGAUUGGGUGCAGCUUACUUCCUGGUUUCUGUUUUAGGUAUUAGAAUCUCCCCAAAUUUAAGUCACAACAUGACAUAAAAUCACCUGAUAUUUUCUGUAUGGAUUUUUGUUUUUUUAAUUGUUUUACUUCAAUUUUUUUAAAGGCCAAGGCUUCAAAACGUUAGCCAAAAGUCAAGGCCUUAUCAAUGUCAAACACAAAAUGGGAUUUUUUUUUUUUUUGGUGUGCAUAUUUUGUACUUUGGGGGACACUUAAAACGCCCCUAGCCACUCGUCUGGAUCGUUUGGGUGACAAUAGACAUUUCUGCAGCUAUCGAUUAUUAUAGUAGUCAAUCUAUCAACUGGUUAGUUCGAAUAAUGGAGUAAUCGUAUAAGGAACAUUUAAUGCGUUGAAUAUCUUUUAGGAGAUAUAGAAAAUUCUUCAAACUAUGCAGAACUGCACUUUCAUUUAUAAAUAAAAUACCUGCGUUAAAGCCUCAAAUGGUAUAAGAAAAAUAAAUGAUCUAAGUACAACAAAAGAACAAUUGGCUAACUUGCACAGCAAAAGUCUGCUAGCUUAAAUGCUAUAAAAUGCUAACAAUUUUUAUAUUGCUCUUAACAAACUCAUAUUACCACAAAAAACAACUAAAUAUACCUUUAAAUUAGAGACGUCCCGAUCGAUCGGGUCCGAUCACGUCAUUUUCAAAGUAUCGGGAUCGGCAAAAAAAUAUCGGACAUUCCUUUUUUUAAUAUAUAUAUAUUUUUUAAUUAAAUCGUUUUCUAAUUGUAUUUAACGUUACAGACAUAAUAUGUUACACUCAUCCAGAGUCUUUAGUUUAGGCUUAAGGUAGGGUUAUCAAAUUUAUGCCGUUAACGGCGGUAAUUAAUUAAAAAAAAAAAAAUUAUCACGUUAAAAUAUUUAACGCAAUUAACGCAUGCGCUGCACGACCCACUCACGCAUUGUCGCGUUCAAUCUGUAAUGGCGCCGUUUUACCUAUAUAUAGAGCUAAAAGGCAGCGUAAAAUGAGUACAGUGAAUUUUUGCAGCCUUUGGAGCCUUUUUUUAAUUGGCUAAAGCCUUACAAUCCCUUUCCCUACGAUUAGAAAUAUCGCGGGAAGCAAUGUGGGGAAGAAAGGUAGCAAUUGAUCUUUUUCUUAAUACCCUGUGUUAUUUCCCAACGUAGAGAAGAUAUAUCAAUUACUACGCACAGUCAUGGUUGCACUUCCCAUCAUGCAUUUGGGCAGAACAGUUAAAUGGCUGCAGUAUCAUUUACUGAAAGCUCAACAAAUACACUAGAUGGCAAUAUUUAGUCACAAUAUACAAAGUCACAUUUAUCCUUUAAGAAUUACAAGUCUUUCUAUCCGUGGAUCCCUCUCACAGAAAGAAUGUUAAUAAUGUAAAUGCCAUCUUGAGGAUUUAUUGUCAUAACAAACAAAUACAGUACUUAUGUACUGUAUGUUGAAUGUAUAUAUUCGUCUGAGUUUUAUUCAUUUUUUCUUAAUGCAUUGCCAAAAUGUAUAUGAUCGGGAAAAAUUAUCGGGAAUGAUUGGAAUUGAAAAAAAAAAAAGAAAAGCAAUAGGAUCGGGAAAUAUCAGGAUCGGCAGAUACUCAAACUAAAACGAUCGGGAUCGGAUCGGGAGCAAAAAAACAUGAUCGGAACAACCCUACUUUAAACUAAAUUACAAUUGGAUUAAAAAAAUACUAGUUCAAACAAAAACUUACAACCUUAUGUUGGUCUUAACAGGGAGCAGCAGCUGGAUUCAGCUAUGUUACAUGGGUUAUGGCAUAUUCGCUGUUGCCACUAGAGGGCAGUGUAUCCACCUAAAUCCAUAAAACUAAAUACAAACAGUUUCAAAACAAACCUUUAAAACACCACUCUAAUUAAACGAAUACUCGAAGCAGCAAAUUUUGAUUCGAAGCUUUUUUCUAAUCAAAUUACUCGAGUUAAUCGAUUAAUCGUUGCAGCACUAGACAUUUCCCAACACUUUGGGAUUUUCUUUUGAUUUAGGGGUCUGAAUAAAUUUAACCUGACUUUGACUUAAGAUCAGGCAAGGUCAAAUUUGACCAAUAACAAGGUCAAUAAUAUCAUUUGAGCCAAUCACAUCAAGUCAUACCUCAAAAUAAAAUUGCAAAAUGUUCACAAUCUGCCACUAUUAGACAAAAAAAACAAACUUAAAUGACAAAGAAAAGUCCCAAAAUGCCUUUGAGGUCAUCAAAAUGGUCUACCAACAGGGUGAAAAAAGUACGUUGAGAAAACCACAUCAAGUCAACCUAAAAUCUGUCACCAUUCAACCGAUACUUCCUCAAAAUACAUUUUAAUACUUCAAUAUGAGAGUCUAGGUCACCAAAACUGACUAGAACCGGGUGAAGAAAUAUGAGUCACGUCUUAAAUUAAACGGCAAAAUGAGAGCAAUAUGAAUCAGGACUAUUUGAUUGAUACUGCCAUCAAAUAAUGAUUUACUGCCCCCGAAAUGUGCGCCAUCAUGACCAAAACCGACUAGUAACAGGGUGAAAAAUUUACUUGGAGAUAACCACUCCAAGUCCUAUCACAAACAGCAAAAUGAGGGCUGUCUACAUCUGCCAGUAUUUGACUGAAACUCCCUCAAAUAACUAUGUAAUAUCCCCAAAAUUGUGUAAAGGUCACCCAAAUAUACAAAUAACAGGAUGUUAAUGUGCUUGCAGUAAUACUUCACACGAAAGGGUGCAAUAAGUGCUUUCAAGGCCCAUCACUAAAUGAGCAAUAUGCCCGCAAAUGAUACUAUAAUACCCCAAAAUGUAAGCAAAGGGUCACUAAAACAACUAACAGGGUGAAAAAUGUACUUGGGGAAAACCACAUUGAGUCAUACUUCAAAUUAAACAGCAAAUAAAAGAGUUCAAUAUAAGGGUUUUUCAAAUUUUAAGCAAUGCAUCUUCAAAUGAAAUUGUAAUGCCCCAAAAUGUGCAUUGUCACUAAAACUGAUAAACUAUAUAUUGAUACAAAGUGGGGAAAAAUGCAAUAAAUUGUCGAGACAUACUUAGGCAUAACUGGAAUCAAAUGCUAUGUUGAGAGCUGUAACCAUAUUGCCAAUAUGCAUAAGUGAAAAGUACAUCAUCAUCUUGUAAUCCUUCUGGACAGUGCCUGGAAAUAGGAGACUGGAUCCGCUGAUCCUGCCGCGUUAAGCGGCUUGUCUCGGGGAAGCCGACAAACAUCCUGACCUGCAGUCACGGUGUCACACACCUUAGCGCGACAAACAGAUGCUAUGCUUCAACAACACACCAGCGUUCAGUUUUUUUAAAAUUCUAUUUUGACUAGGAGGGCUGGCAGUCUUUCACUGUUGUUGUCAUUUAUAUACAUACAUUGGUACAACUACUUACAAAAUUCAUUAUUUCUGGAAGUAGUUUUGUAAACUGAAAAUUCUGGAACUAGAGACCAGUUUUCCAUGUACAGUGGUAUGAAAAAGUAUCUGAACCUUUUAAAAGUUCUCACAUUUCUGCAUGAAAUCACCAUCAAAUGUGAUCUGAUCUUUGUCAAAAUCACACAGAUGAAAAUACAGUGUCUGCUUUAACUAAAACCACCCAAACAUUUAUAGGUUUUCAUAUUUUAAUAAGGAUAGCAUGCAAACAAUGACAGAAGGGGGAAAAAUAAGUAAGUGAACCCUCUGCCUAAGAAGAACUAAGAGAGGGUUAUUUGGUUAUUAUCUAUUUAAUUAAUAGUGUUAUUAUUGUUAAUUAUUAUUAUAUUAUAUUAUAUUAUGUUAUAUUAUAUUAUAUUAUAUUAUAUUAUAUUAUUAUUUUUAUUUUAUUAACUUUUGUUCCGUGAAGAAUCCAGAAAGGGUUAUUUGAUUGUGGCUUUCUGAAAAACAAAACAUUUUUACAUUUAGGCACUCCUGCAAUCGUCACACUUUUUCUGUUACAAACUGACCCCGGCCCCUCAUCAGAGAAGGGAAAAGUUAUGCGGCCCUCACAGGAAAAAGUUUGGGGACCCCUGAUCUAACAAAUCGGAGAAAAUGCGACAGUAACAAAAAAAUACAAUUAAGCGACAGUUAUGAAGUAGAUAUCCGUGACUUUUUUAAAGACGCCAUUUUUUUCAUUGUGACAUAAUUUUAACCCUUUAUUGCCAAAUGUAUCACAUUUAAUACACCUAAAAUUUCAUGAUUUUGAGACUAAUUCAGAAUUUUGACAUUUCUUUUUGGAAAAAAAAAAAGAUGGAUGCAAGUCAACACAUGAUCUGCAGGUUCCAUGAGAAAAAGACACAGGAUUUAGCAAGGGUUAUAGAUAUUAGAGCGAUUAUUACACAUGUUCAUUUUGACUUUUUCUUUUUACAAAUUUGAAAAAAAAGUUUCAUUAAGACCUUUCAAAUUUUGUGAUUUUCUGACAAUUGCUUUAUAUUGCAGGCAUUAUAAAAAGUUUAAAAUAUGUGAAUGAAUCAUUUUUUAAAGUCGAUUUAAAAAAAAAAAAUGAAAUAUGAGAAAUCAAUUAAUGAUUCUAAGCUAAAAACGACAGACAUUUUGAAUAAUAAAUAUAAUUACUUACCUUUUUAUGGCUGGGUUGAAACAAAAGCGGGUGUGCGACGUCUGUAAACGGGGGCUUUCAGGGUAAACGGACAAAUUAAAAAUAAUUGGGGUGCUUAAUGCACCAUGAAUCUGCUAUGGCAGCAUAUAGACAUAUUGUUCUAUCAAACACAAGUUGUUUUGGCUGUGUUUUCCGCCACAUAUAAAAACAUAUAUAUAUAAUAUAUAAAUGUUAUCUAAUUUACACAUCUGGAUUUUUUUUUUAAGAUACACUGAUUCUUAUCGCUGUUAAUGGGGAGCAGAACCGACUUCAUAAACCACAAAAAAUGCAGAAUAGUGCCCCCCCCUCCUUUUUUUUCUUUUUAAAAGGUAUUGGAGAAAAAACACAUUUGCAGAAAUAAAGUGGCCAAAAAAUAAACCGGACCCCCCCUUUUUUUUCUUUCAUUCUUUUAAAAAUUGUACUUUGGAGGCGGGAUUAUAACAUUGAAUCAUAAUUUUCAAAAUAUAUUUUCACCUUUAAAAAUAUUAUCUUAGGGGGAAAAAAUGUUUGGGGGGGGGCAGUAUUUUUCUCAUGUGAGCAUGGAAAGGCUUGCAAUAUGAUGUUAGGGAAGUGUCCAGAACCCGUGCGUGUUGCCAGUCACGUCUGCACUGGUCUUUAUCUGCCGCCUGUCAUUUUUGUGAAGCCUAAAGUUCAACUUCAACAUUUCCUCCUCUUAUUACCAAAGGACACACCUUGUUUUACAGUAGAGAGUAGAUUUCUAAAAGAUUUAGUUACAUAAGGUGAACUUUUAGAAAUCUACUUUCUAUUCUACUUCACUAUUGUUGCUGACUUGUGCUGUAAAAAAAAUAAAAAUGCGUCAAGAACUCCCCAGGGACAAGCUCCCUUGAGCAUUUGAUAGGCAAAAGUAUUGGACAGCUUGAGGUAGGAAGAACAAAGUGGAGUGAUGAACAGUUUCCAGUCAUCUAAGCAUAUGCAUAUGCUUAUACAUAUACAGUGGGGAGAACAAGUAUUUGAUACACUGCCGAUUUUGCUGGUUUUCCCACUUGCAAGCCAUGUAGAGGUCUGUAAUUUGUAUCAUAAGUUCUCUUCAACUUUGAGGGACGGAAUCUAAUACAAAAAUCCAGAAAAUCAAGUUGUAUAUUUUUUAAAUAAUACAUUUGUAUUUAAAGUGCCUGUGACACGAAAAAGCAUGUUUAUUUCAUAAUACACGCGGUAUUUUAUGCCCCUGAAUGAUAUGGGCCGCUUGGAUGUGUGUGGAAGCAAUCGCUAUUUUUAUUUAGUUUUUUGAAUCCCGCGCCAUGGAAAUGAGUGACUUCCGGCUUCAGUCUUGCAUUGAGGAGCAGGGCGCUGUGACGUGUACGGUAGAAGACGUCCUCUUCACACUACAGUGUACUGUUGUGUAUGAGGACGAAGGAUUCAGCUGAUUUUGCGGAUUAAUACGUUUAUUUUUCGCAUCACGCCAGCCAAACGGCUGCAGAAAAAUCAUUCUGUAUGAGGGACAGGCGUAUGCACCUUUUUGGAGUUUCAAAAGGUUCCCAUUCACCGUGGAUAUUUACUGUGGGACCAUUGGACUUAUGAGGAAGUGAGUAAACAUCUUGUUUUGUAUUAUGUCAAAUACGAAUACAGCGAUUACAAAGUAAACACUACAAACUUCCUUUAAAUGAAGUACUACUUACGUUUGAUCAUUGAUAGGCAUGUAAAAAGCUCUCCUAAUGCUAAUUAGCAGCAGCACGUUAGCUGCACAACAAAUCCAGCCACCCUCCUCCGGGGAACGAACUGUAAAUUGCUCUCCGCCGGGCGGUUUGCCUAUCCACUAAAAUAAUCGACAACCGGGUCGUCAUGUCAAAUAAUCCAGGAUAGUUAUGUGUGAUUUUCCACUUCGAAGACUUUGAAACAUCACUCGGUUCGGGUUAGCAUGUCGGCUAGCUGUCACGGCUUCUGGUUUGUUUACAUUUUCCGAAGCCGGGGAAGGGAAAUGACAUAUGUCCGAUUUAGGUGUCAUAAAAUAUCGUUCGGGAGGUGCGACAGUAAAGGUGAAGUCGACAUUUUUGACCAUUAUGGAGUAAUUUUGCCAUGUCGUCCUGAAUAAAUGCAUUUUUAUUAUUUCAUAUUCCAUUCAGCACAAGACUGUUAUUUGUCAUGAACAUGCAAUUUAUUUAGCAAUUGGGGAAAAUACUUGGAUAAAAAGAAUAUCCUGUAAAAAUAUUGAAGUAAAGAGACAGAAACAAUGACAUUUUGCCGCUCUCUUCGUCGCGUUUUCCUCGUUGUGAAUAGUUCCCCCUCGACGGGCUGACUGGUCCUUCUCAAGCCAUUUAUAUAGCUAUUGGGAAAAAUACUUGGAUAAAAUUAAGUAAAAAAAAUAUAAUAAAAAUAAAAAAAAGUUCUGAAUAAUUCCCCCUCAAUGGGCUGAAUAGUAAAACCGAUGAGCCCAGUCUACCGCUGACGUCAUCCACCUGUUGGGGACGCUAAAGCCCUAUAAUGGUAGGCGUGGCUAACCGGCAGAUUAAAAAACUAAUUUCUCGUCAUCUGUGCUUUUCUAAAUUGUUGGAUAUAGUCGAAUCGUCUCAAAAUAUGAUUCUAAUUCACAUAAUAAUGCCAUUUAAGACUUUUUUUCUCGUGUCAUAUGCUCUUUAACUGCAUGAAAUAAGUAUAUGAUACAUUACCAACUAGUUAAUAUUUCGGCUCUUAGUUGUUUUUUAAGAACCCCUCCUGUUCUCCACUCAUUACCGGAAGUAACAGCACCUGUUUGAACUUGUUACCUGUAUAAAAGACACCUGUUCACAUGCUCAAACAAACAAACUCCAACCUCUCCACAAUGGCCAAGACCAAAGAGCUGUGUAAUGACAUCAGGGAUAAAAUAAUAGACCUGCACAAGGCUGGGAUGGGCUACAGGAAAAUAAGCAAGCAGCUUGGUGAGAAGGUAACAACUGUUGGAGCGAUUAUUAGAAAAUGGAAGAAGUUCAAGUUGACGGUCAAUCUACCUCGUUCUGGGGCUCCAUGCAAGAUCUCACCUCGUGGGACAUCACUGAUGAUGAGGAAGGUGAGGGAUCAGCGGCAGGUCCUGGUCAAUGACCUGAAGAGAGCUGGAACCACAGUCUCAAAGAAAACCAUCGAAAACACAUUACGCCGUCGUGGAUUAAAAUCCUACAGCGCACGCAAUGUCCCGCUGCUGAAGCCAGUGCAUGUCCAGACACGUCUGAAGUUUGCCACUGACCAUCUGGAUGAUCCAGAGGAGCAAUGGGAGAAGGUCAUGUGGUUGGAUGAGACCAAAAUUGAACUUUUUGGACUAAACUCGGCUCAUCGUGUUUGAGGAAAAAGAAGGAUCAGUACAACCCCAAGAACACCAUCCCAACCGUGAAACAUGGAGGAGGAAACAUCAUUUUUUGGGGCUGCUUCUCUGCCAAGGGUACAGGACGACUGCACCGUAUUGAGAGGAGGAUGGAUGGGGCUAUGUAUCGCCAAAUCUUGGCUGACAACGUCCUUCCUUCAGUGAGAGCCCUGAAGACUGGUCGUGGCUGGGUCUUCCAGCAUGACAACGACCCAAAGCACACAGCCAAGGCAACUAAAGAGUGGCUCCGUAAGAAGCAUCUUAAGGUCCUGGAGUGGCCUAGCCAGUCACCAGAUCUGAACCCGAUAGAAAAUCUAUGGAGGGAGCUGAAAGUCCGUGUUGCCCGGCAGCAGCCCCGAAACCUGAAGGCUCUGGAGAAGAUCUGCAUGGAGGAGUGGGCCAAAAUCCCUACUGCAGUGUGUGCACACCUUGUCAAGGACUACAGGAAACGUUUGGUAUCUGUAAUAGCAAACAAAGGUUUCUGUACCAGAUAUUAAGUUAGAUUUUUGUGAUGUAUCAAAUACUUAUUUCAUGCAAUUAAAUGCAAAUUUAUUAUUUAAAAAUCAUACACCGUGAUUUUCUGUUUUUUUUUUAUUAGAUUCCGUCCCUCACAGUUGAAGAGAACUUAUUAUACAAAUUACAGACCUCUUCAUGGCUUGCAAGUAGGAAAACCAACAAAAUCGGCAGUGUAUCAAAUACUUGUUCUCCCCACUGUAGGGGUUGGACAAAAUAAUGGAAACACCUAACAUUUUGGCAUAAUAAUAAUCUAAUGAAGAUGAGCAUCUCGUAUGGGACGGCACAGUCCCCAGAUCUCAACAUUAUUGAGCAUUUAUGGUCAGUUUUAGAGAUUUAAUUAAGACGUUGAUUUCCACCGCCAUCUUCUCUAAAAGAGUUAGAUGGUAUUUUAAUUGAAGAAUGGCUUAAAAUUCCUUUGGAAACAAUUCACAAGUUGUAUGAAUCAAUACUUUGGAGAAUUGAGCCUGUAAUUGCCAUAAAAGGUGGACCUACACCAUAAUUAGUUUUUCUUGAUUUUUUAAGGCGUUUCCAUUAUUUUGUCCAACACUUGUGUAUAUAUACUUCUAAAAAAAAAAGCAUAUUGUGAUAAAGUUCAUUAUUUUCUGUAAUGUACUGACAAACAUUAGACUUGCAUAUAUUU
Messenger RNA from Corythoichthys intestinalis (scribbled pipefish), 11059 nucleotides. RefSeq names its product tRNA methyltransferase 61A (gene trmt61a). The record is from RefSeq and is a predicted model, not a curated record. NCBI's taxonomy places the organism in Eukaryota, Metazoa, Chordata, Actinopteri, Syngnathiformes, Syngnathidae. Gene Ontology annotation, cellular component: tRNA (m1A) methyltransferase complex; nucleus. Gene Ontology annotation, molecular function: tRNA (adenine(58)-N1)-methyltransferase activity. Bases 141 to 1031 code for a protein of 296 amino acids. Gene Ontology annotation, biological process: tRNA methylation. The transcript has 4 exons.